This is a messenger RNA of Cuscuta epithymum, 5304 nucleotides long. Lineage: Eukaryota; Viridiplantae; Streptophyta; Magnoliopsida; Solanales; Convolvulaceae. The record is from the annotation of a GenBank genome assembly.
AAUAAACAGAAAAAGUAUUGUUGGAGUUACUUUUCUGGUUGUAUUGGCUGAAGUUACUAUAUAUGAUCAUUUUAGUUAUUUUUACAUACGAAGUAUAAUUUUUUCUGUAUUUUAUUAAUAAAAUAUAUUUUAAAAAUAAUUUUUUCUUAAAUUAGCAGAAUCAACCAAUGCAGCCACUUCACCCAGAACUUCAUAAAUUUCAGCAGAAUCAGCCAAAACAGCCGAUUUUCGUGCUACCAAACGCCUCAUACUUGCCUUAGGACUUUCUUGGAUUUUCUUGGAUUUUACACCUUAAUUAUGCUUCUUUACUUGUUAGAUUUUUUUUCCUUCUCAGACCUCCUUUUAGCCGAUGGUUCAGCUGUUUAACUUCCACUUCUCCAAAAUAGAAUUUUUUCUUAAAAUAAUGUCAAAUAAAAAAAUAUUUCCCAAAAUAAGGUUAGUUUAAAAAUAUUUUCCAAAAUACUACUCGCCUAAACUCUGGUUGAAGAGCCGCCACUUGAAGUGGGGGCUUAUAUACGAAACUAGAAACGCAAGAGGAAUCACGCAGGAGGAAGAGAAAUGAGAUGGGCCCUGUGAAAGUAUAUUAGAAUAUACUUUAGAAUAUGCUUUAGAAUAUAUUAGGAAUAUACCAUAUAUAGUAUUAUUGUAUAGCAUCUUUUAUAGGAAUAUUCUAUCUUUGUAAUCUAUAUUUAUAGGGCUUUACCCUCCAAUGAAAUACACAGAAAAUCUUUCCUCCACUCUUCAAUAUUAUUCUAGUUUAUAUUUCAACAUGGUAUCAGAGCCUUUCACUUCAGUUUAGUUUUUUUUUUCAGAUUUCAAUUUAGUUUUUCACACUCAGUUCUUUCUCAAAGAACUUGAGUUCAAUUUCAGAACCUCUGUGCACCAAUCUGUGUACAAGAAACUCAACCCAAACAGAACCUCUCUACACAUAAUCACCAUUACCCAGAACCUCUAUUCAGAACCUUAGUUCAAUCUCAGAACCUCCUAUACCUCAUAUUCUUCCCCGAACCUCUUCCCACAAGCUUUUGCCAGAACCUCAGAUCUCAGAAGCAACUGGGUAUCCUACAAUCCUGUUCAACCUCCCUCAUCCUCUGGUUCUCCUGCCUCCGUCGACUGAACACCCGAAGUUCGCACGCCCAAAUCAUUGUGCGUGAGUGACACGCGCCGCCGGAAAAUUCCGCAGCCAACUCACGCGCCGGCGCGUGACGCCGUGUUUCUGGCCGGAAACUGAUCGGAACUCUUCGCCUUAAACUCGCCUGAAAGUCCUCUACCAGGUAUACUUUACUUAUCUCGGUCUUUUUUCAUCAAGGGGCGAGUAUCUGUCGUUGGUUGCUGGAGUCUGACAUCGGACAUCUCUGGACGGAUAUUUGGGGAUACCGGCUCCAUCUGUGGACUUCCGCUGCUCCACUCUAGUUGUUGUUCGCAUCUCCUGGCGCCUGGCAUAUUUGUACACAUCCGAUGCUUCCUUUGGUUGUUCGCACAUGCUGGGGCUUGCAUCAGACGGACACAUCUCUAGCUUGAAAUUAAGUAUGCAGUCCGUAGCAGUCAAGGCCCAGGUUGGAUAUUUAAUUCUCCAAAUUUUUUAGUCCACACGGGAACUGCUGUAAGAUUUCACAAUAUCUCAAUUUUUUUAAGUAUCUAAUUACUAUCUUUAACACACACACACACACACACACACACAAAAGUUAAAAAAAAACAAAAAAAAGUUAGAAAAAAAAUGAAAAAAAAAGUUAUGUCUUGUACGAGUGGAUUUGACAGAGGAGUAAUAUGCAAUUAUUGCAAAAAGCCCGGACACUUGAUCAAAGAGUGUAGGAAAUUGAUGUUCAAAAAUCGAGGAAAUCAGCCUGCUCAUAUUGCUUCCGCUACCAGUUCAUUUGACGGAUCAGUUGUUAUUUCUUCAGACGAGUAUGCCAAACUUAAUUGCUACCAAGAAUCUCUAAAGCAUUCAUCUAUCCCUAUCUCUGUAGCCGCGAAUUCAGGUAUUUCAGCCACAUGUCUUGUUUCAUCAUCCUUGAAAUGGGUCAUUGACUCAGGUGCCACAGAUCAUAUGACCGGUAAUCCUAGUCUAUUCUCGUCAUUUCAUUCAUAUUUACCUUCUUCUAGUGUCACUUUAGGUGAUGGAUCUACCUCACCAGUUCUUGGAUCCGGUACCGUUGUCCCAACUUCUACAUUACCAUUAUCGCCUGUUUUGAGUCUUCCUAAUUUUGCAUUUAAUCUUGUUCUGUAACAUUUUUUCCUAGAUAUUGUGUGUUUUAGGAUCUGUUAACGAAGCAGACUAUUGGUAAAGGACAUGAGUCAGCUGGUCUUUAUAUUUUGGAUACAUCAAUCACAAAAGGUAUCUCUUGUCUUGGGGUUGGCACUUUGUUAGAUGCUCAUUACCGAUUAGGACAUCCAUCUCUCCCAAUAAUGAAGCAAAUAAAUCCCCAAUUUAAUAAGAUGACCUCUUUACAAUGUGAGUCAUGUCAAUUUGCGAAACAUCAUCGUACUAGCUUAAGCCCUCGAGUUAAUAAACGAGCAAAUGCUCCAUUUGACCUUGUUCACUCUGAUGUUUGGGGUGCUUGCCCAGUUGUGUCUAAAGCUGGUUAUAAAUAUUUUGUUACCUUUGUUGAUGACUAUUCUCGUAUGACAUGGUUGUAUUUCAUGAAACGUCGAUCUGAGUUGUUCACUCAUUUUUCUUCCUUUUGUGCUAAAAUUAAAACUCAGUUUAACGUUCCUGUUCGGGUGUUAAGAGGGGACAAUGCCCAAGAAUAUCUAUCUGCUACAUUUAAGUCAUUUAUGUUUCAGCAUGGCAUUAUUCAUCAAACUUCAUGUGUUGACACACCUCCUCAAAAUGGGGUUGCAGAACGAAAGAACCGACAUCUGCUAGAAACUGCAAGGGCUCUUCUAUUCCAAAUGAAUGUGCCUAAACAGUUUUGGGCCGAUGCUGUGUCUACUGCAUGUUUUUUGAUAAAUCGUAUGCCAUCUUCUGUUUUGAAUGGUAAAGCUCCUUAUCAUUGUCUAUUUCCAAACAAAGAGCUUUUUUCUAUCCCACCUAAAAUAUUUGGUUGCACUUGUUUUGUUAGAGAUGUUAAUCCUCAUCUUACAAAGUUAGAUCCCAAAUCAUUAAAAUGUGUUUUCUUGGGUUAUUCUCGAGUCCAAAAGGGGUAUAGAUGUUUUUGUCCGAGUACUGGUCGGUACCUUGUUUCUAUUGAUGCAUCAUUUCAUGAAAAUACACCUUUUUCAUCAUUUAAGGCAGAUAUUCAUGAGAGUAAUGAUGAUAUUCUCAUUUACACGAUGACUAUUCCCGAGUCCACAAUUUCGACAAAUAUUCCACAAGUUACUGUUCCUGACCCUAGGCCUCCCGUACAUUUGGUAUACACCCGUCGACACAAAGCACCUGAUCACUCUCCACCGGCGAUACCCGUGAUUACAUAUCCUGAUACUAGUUCGACUCCGAUCUCAUGUCCUGAACCAGUACCUGCAUCUUCAGAUCUUGUCUCCACAUCAGAUCUUGACCUCCCAAUAGCACUACGUAAAGGUACACGGUCUUGUACUCAUCCUAUUUCUUCGUUUGUGUCGUACAAUCAGUUAUCUCCUGCUUCAUGUUCUUUUAUUGCUUCCAUUGAUUCUAUUUCUAUUCUCAAAUCUGUCAAAGAAGCUUUGUCUCAUCCUGAAUGGCGUCAUGCCAUGGUAGAGGAAAUGAAUGCUUUAGAUCUUAAUGGUACUUGGGAUUUGGUUGACUUGCCUACAGGGAAGAAAUCUAUUGGAUGUAAGUGGGUCUUUGCUGUUAAGGUUAACCUAGACGGAUCUGUUGCUAGGUUGAAAGCCCGAUUAGUUGCGAAGGGUUAUGCUCAAACCUAUGGUGUUGAUUAUUCUGACACCUUUUCUCCUGUUGCUAAAUUAACAUCUGUCAGGUUACUUAUUUCACUCGCUGCAACUCAUGAUUGGCACUUACAUCAGUUGGACAUUAAAAAUGCAUUUUUGCAUGGUGACCUUAAGGAAGAAGUGUAUAUUGAGCAACCUCCGGGAUUUGUUGCUCAGGGGGGAGUAUGGUAAAGUUUGUCGACUUCGCAAAUCUCUUUAUGGUCUGAAACAGAGUCCUCGUGCAUGGUUUGGGAAAUUCAGUCAAUCAAUUGAACAAUUUGGAAUGAUAAAAGGCAAAUCAGAUCACUCUGUCUUUUACAAACAAACAGAAUCAGGUGUCACAUUGCUUGUGGUGUAUGUUGAUGAUAUUGUGAUUACAGGGAGUGAUAAUGUAGGUAUUUUGUCCCUUAAAAAUUUUCUGCAUAGUCAAUUCCAGACGAAAGAUCUUGGCUCUUUGAAAUACUUUCUGGGAAUUGAGGUAACACGAAGUUAGAAAGGCAUAUUUCUAUCUCAACGUAAAUAUGUACUUGACUUACUAGCUGAGACAGGGAAAUUAGGGGCAAAACCAAGUACAACACCCAUGGUUCCCAACGUGCAACUCGCUCAAGAAGGCACACCAUUUGAAGACCCAGAAAGAUAUAGAAGACUGGUUGGAAAGCUUAAUUAUCUCGCAGUCACUCGUCCAGAUAUUGCUUAUUCUGUGAGUGCAGUGAGUCAAUACAUGUCAUCUCCAACCAUUGAUCAUUGGGCUGCAGUAGAACACAUAUUAUGUUACUUAAAGGGUGCACCAGGACGAGGUAUUGUUUAUCAAAACCAUGAUCACAUGAGAAUAGAAUGUUUUGCAGAUGCUGAUUGAGCCGGUUCUAAAGAUGAUCGAAGAUCUACAUCUGGUUAUUGUGUCUUUGUUGGUGGUAAUCUUGUAUCUUGGAAGAGUAAGAAGCAGAAUGUGGUUUCUCGUUCGAGUGCCGAAUCAGAAUAUCGAGCCAUGGCACAAUCUGCAUGUGAGAUCAUAUGGAUAAGCCAUUUAUUGACCGAGCUCGGACUGAAGACAUCAAUGCCUGCUAAAUUGUGGUGUGAUAACCAAGCUGCUAUACACAUAGCAAACAAUCCUGUAUUUCAUGAGAGAACAAAGCAUAUUGAGGUCGAUUGUCAUUUUAUUCGAGAGAAGAUACAAAAAGGAUUGAUCUCUACAAGAUAUGUGAAGACUGGGGAACAACUUGGAGAUUUGUUCACUAAAGUACUAAAUGGAAUUCGAGUUGGUUAUUUAUGUAACAAGUUGGGCAUGAUAAAUAUCUAUGCUCCAACUUGAGGGGGAGUGUGAAAGUAUAUUAGAAUAUACUUUAGAAUAUGCUUUAGAAUAUAUUAGGAAUAUACCAUAUAUAGUAUUAUUGUAUAGCAUCUUUUAUAGGAAUAUUCUAUCUUUGUAAUCUAUAUUUAUAGGGCUUUACCCUUCAAUGUAAU